AAAAAUUCAUCAAUCACUAAGAAAUAUUUUGUGGAGUCAGUAUGAUUAACAGAGAGACGAACUCGAAAAAUUUUUCCACAGCCCACACUACUUAUCGAAACUCAGCAAUUUUGUAUGGAAGCGAUCUGCUUCGGUCAAAAGUUGCGUCAAGACUGGCGUCUCUCUACAAUAAGAAAAAGAUCAAUAUAAAAACAAUUAUUGCAACUAUGCUACAAUCGACAUUCGUAUUUUUCAAAGCUUUCAAUAUUAAACGCCAGUUAUUAAGGUUGCAACGUCUAUUUUUUUCUUGGAUAUACGCUUAACGACAACGUAGUUUUCUCCGUAUCUUCCAAACGUUGUUUUUAAUUAGUCUCUGAACUAUACAUUCUUGAUUACCAUACUUUCCUUCCACGCUCGAAAAAAUGAUCGCAGAAAGGUUGGAAUAUGUCAAAUUUCAAACUGUCAUCAAACGACUGCUCUUCAUUGUCGGUUUGUGGACAAAAGAUGACUCGAGUUUAUUUUUCCGAUCACUGAUUCAUAUUUAUGUGUCUCUCUUUAUUGUUCCAACAAUCGGCGUGAUUAAUUUUUUCAUUACCAAUAUAACGAACAUUAAUCUCGCUACCAGAAGUUUGAGUACACUUCUGGGCUUCUCGACAGUAAUAAUAAAAGGAAUGUGUAUUAUAAUAAAUCGCCGCGAAGUCGACGAGCUGCAUACAAUUUUGGAGCCAUAUUUUAACGAAUUGUUGAAAACUCCUGAAAUGUCAACGCAGGUUUUGAACAAAAUCUCUACUUUCAGACGACUGCCGACAAUAAUUAUGACAAUAGUCAUCACCGGCUGUAUUUCUUAUGCGAUUGUUCCGAUAAUUUCGAUCAUACAACAGUAUCGUCAAAAAACUUAUCCGAUCACUUACAAUCUCAUUUAUCAAACUGUGUAUCCGUGGGAGGUUCCGAAAAAUUCAGUGAUCCACUUUAUCCACUUUAUCGACGAAUAUUUACUGACUGUUGCCAUUGUUCUAAUCACAUCUGCGGUGGACAGUUUGUACACGUAUUACAUGUUCCAAAUGAUCGGUAUUUUGCGAGAAAUAUCGUAUCGUAUUUCAAUGUUCGAUGAGAAAAAUUGUGAGUUUGAAAUACGCGAAUGCGUUAAUAAAUAUGAAAUUCUGGUACGAUGUACGAAAAAAAUACAAAAAGUGUAUGGAGUGAUCAUUUUAUGGACCAUGAAUGUCAAUGCGAUCGUACUUUGCACUGUUAUUUACCAACUUUCAAAUGCCAAAUCAAUACCGUUUUUUACGAUGCUCCUCUGCGUGGCGUAUACUGGCUUGAAAUUAACUCAAGUUUUUAUAUACGCCUGGUCUGGAACUCUUCUUACAAUCGAGAGUGAAAAAUUUCGAGAAGCCAUUUACGCAUCACGGUGGCUCGGUAAUACCCGAUUAAAGUCUUCAAUAAUAAUAAUGCUUUCCCAAAAGCCCCUCAUUUUAACUGCGUGUAAUUUGUUGUAUGUCACAAUAGACAUGUUCGUAAAAGUUGGAAACACGACUAUAUCUUAUUAUUUAUUAUUGAAAACAUUCGAGCAAGGAGAUUAAAUAUAGUCACAUCGUUAUUUUCACUCAUAACCAAAAACUAGUUAUAAAUAUUCAUAACUGCUGAGUAAAAAAAAUAAAAUUUUUUCAUUGAGAA
Molecule: messenger RNA, 1656 nt
Organism: Cotesia glomerata
Lineage: Eukaryota; Metazoa; Arthropoda; Insecta; Hymenoptera; Braconidae
Exons: 5
Coding region: 402-1562 (386 amino acids)
Biological process (GO): sensory perception of smell; detection of chemical stimulus involved in sensory perception of smell
Cellular component (GO): plasma membrane
Molecular function (GO): odorant binding; olfactory receptor activity
Source: RefSeq, a predicted model, not a curated record